Venustampulla echinocandica is the source of this 1836-nucleotide messenger RNA. RefSeq lists its product as uncharacterized. The record is from RefSeq and is a predicted model, not a curated record. Lineage: Eukaryota; Fungi; Ascomycota; Leotiomycetes; Helotiales; Pleuroascaceae. Gene Ontology annotation, molecular function: zinc ion binding; oxidoreductase activity. The coding region runs from base 1 to 1836 and encodes 611 amino acids. The transcript has 9 exons.
AUGGCAUCGCAAAGAGUAGACAAUAUCCCCAAGGAGCAAUGGGCUCAGGUCAUUGAGGAGCGCGGCAAGCCUGUUACCUACAAGAAGGUUCCAGUUCGGGAGCCUGGCCCAGAUGAGGUUCUCGUCAAUAUCAAGUACUCUGGCGUCUGCCACACCGAUCUCCACGCAUUGAGGGGCGACUGGCCGUUGGCCACAAAGAUACCGCUGAUUGGCGGACAUGAGGGUGCAGGUGUUAUCGUCGCGACCGGAGCACUCGUCGAUAAUGUUAAAGUUGGGGAUUAUGCUGGUGUCAAGUGGUUGCACGGCUCAUGCCUUGCAUGCAGCUACUGCCAACAAGCCGACGAGCCUCUGUGCCCAAAGGCGCUCCUCUCUGGCUACACCGUUGACGGUACCUUCCAACAAUACUGCGUCGCCAAGGCCGCACAUGUUGCCAUCAUUCCCAAGGAAUGCAGUCUCGAGGCUAUCGCGCCAGUUCUCUGCGCCGGUAUCACCGUCUACAAGGGAUUGAAGGAAUCUGGGAUCCGACCAGGCCAGACAGUCGCAAUCGUGGGUGCUGGAGGUGGUCUCGGAUCUCUGGCUUGUCAAUAUGCAAAGGCCAUGGGUCUCGAUAUCAUUGCCAUUGAUGGCGGCAAUGAGAAGAAGGAGCUGGUCCAGAAGCUUGGUGCAAAGGCCUACGUUGAUUUCAUGUCUUCCAAAGACUUGGUCGCCGAGGUCAAGUCUCAUACGGAGGAUGGUCUCGGACCACACGCCGUUAUUUUGCUUGCUGUCAGCGAGAAGCCAUUCCAGCAGGCUGCAGAAUACGUCCGACCUCGCGGCACAUGCGUUGCCAUCGGUCUCCCUGCCAAUGCUUUCCUCAAGGCUUCUGUUUUCGAGACUGUCAUCAAGAUGAUCACCAUCAAGGGCUCGUACGUUGGCAACAGACGCGAUACGGCCGAGGCUAUCGAGUUCUUCCGACGUGGUCUUAUCAAGGCUCCAUACAAGGUUGUCGGCUUGUCACAGCUACAAAGUGUAUAUGACUUGAUGGAGGCUGGCAAAAUCGCUGGAAGAUAUGUCGUCGACACCUCGAACAAUCACUUACAAGCAUCCGCAGAAAUGGCAGCAGCGAAUAAUUUCUUUAGCAUUAUUGCUGGGGUUGGUGCCGGGACAGGCCGCUCAGUAGCCCUCAAAUUCGCCAAAACCUACCCGGUCGUGCUCCUCGCUCGAAGCCCAGCCAACUUCGAAUCGAUAGUCAACGAGAUCAAUGCCUCCGGCGGCCAAGCUUACGGCAUCUCCACAGAUGUCUCCUCGCCGCAUUCCGUAGCCAAUGCGUUUUCUGAGAUACAGGCGAAGCUUCGGGGGAAGAAGUUAGCUGCGGCGGUAUAUAAUGUUGGGGGUGGGUUUGUGAGGAAGCCAUUUUUGGAGAUGACGUUGGAGGAGUAUGAGGCGGGAUAUCAGGCGAACGGACGAGGGUUCUUCCUUUUCUCCCAGGGAGUUCUCCCCCUCCUCCUCGACUCGGUUGCUACGUCCCCGCAUCCACCAUCCCUAAUCGUCACAGGGGCAACAGCAUCACUUCGCGGCUCGGCCCAGCUGGCUUCGUUUGCGAGUGGGAAAUUCGCUUUGAGAGCUACGACGCAGAGUCUAGCGAGGGAGUUUGGGCCUCAAGGGGUGCAUGUUGCACAUGCUAUUAUUGAUGGGGUUAUUGAUAUUCCCAGGACGAAAGAGUGGCUGAAAGAUGCGGGGCCGGAUGCGAAGAUUAAUUCUGAUGCGAUUGCGGAUAGUUACUGGUAUCUUCAUACGCAGCCACGGUCAAGUUUUACACAGGAGUUGGACAUCCGACCAUAUGUGGAGAAAUUCUGA